UUUAAUACAUCACACUUAAUAAAUAUUAUGGUAUUUAUACAGCCGAUCCGAGACUAGUUAUUUUUUGUUAAAGUUCUGAAAAGCACAGAUAAAAUUAUGUUCGUGCGGAAAAAAUUUUAAUCCCUAUGAAACAAUUUGCUUCCGUCCAUCUGAACAUACUACAUCUGAACCUGGGAGUGGUUUCCCCGGUCCACACUGUAGAUAUAAAAAAAAAGAAAAAAUAAUUAAUAAAUUUAAUUUUUAUAACACCUAUUUGAAUUUUUUAUGUUCAAAAUUCAAAUGUGGGCAGAGUGAGUCCGAAAAAAUGUGUUGGUCGAAUCGAUAUUCGAACGAGAUGGAUAUAUUCCACAAGGGCAGAGUUUCGUAGAGAAGCAAUUAGUUUUGUUCGCGUAUGUUUUUUUUUCGGCAGGGCGUGUCGGCAACGAUCCCGCCCAGUACAGCCCGGCGCCCGUCAGUCCUAGAGGAACCUCCGUGGUGAUAAUACGUGUCGCCAGUGAGACAGUUUCAUACUACGUGUUACGACCGCUGGUUUUGGACCAACUGCAUCAUGAGAAAAAUAACGGAUGUUACUCGAACCUAAAUGAAGGCGCUCACUAUGGAGGGAUUCCUUCAUCAUAUGGCGCCACAAUUCUUGCACCCGGCUCUGCAAAGCUUUGGUUGCGGUGCCUUUCGACCUAUAGGCGGUGCUUUCCAUCCGCUGUAUCCCGGCAAAGCUUUCGCUAGGCAUCUAGGCGAGCAGUAUGCGCUGGGACAGAGUGUCGGUCAAGCUUUGAGGGGUGUAAGAGAUGACAAUAGUACCCCGCCGCUCUACCGGCAUGGGUACGCCAUCCGCGAUGACACCAGCUCUCCGGGGUCAGCUGCCUCGGCCUCGCCGCGGCCCUGCAAGGACGAGGACGUCCCAGCCACCGCCACCUGCUCCGACCCUCAUGAGAUGUUCUCACCUGAUGGUGAACGUAAGUCAUCGUGUGGUGUGUGCGGGGCUCGGCUGGGCCCGGGCGUGGCUCAAGCGCACUUUUUGCAAGAGCUGCAGCACCUUUACAGCCUAACGGCCAUACCGCGAGAGGCGACUGGUCCAUCCCACUCGCUUCAUCACCAGGACGAAGACGCACGCUGGGAGACGUACCAGCGCAUACGAGCGAAUCGGCAGCGUCGCUUGAAGCUGCGUACCCGUAAGCGUCAUCACACAGUGGAAAGCAUGCUGGGUUACGACCUGGAAGAAGAACGUCGGGAAGAAAGGCCAAGAGAACGAACAUACGACGCAGAGGACGAACCGGUGGACGUUGAAGGAGACUCGCUCGGGUGGCCUGAAGGGGCCAUCAAUGUCGAAGAUAAAGAUCACCGCAGUGACGCUGAAAAGAUACACCUUAGUUACGCGGAGGAUCUAGAAAUAUCGAGCACCAACGACAACAUGCAGUCGCCUGAACGCGUGAGAAUUGAGACUCCGAAGCCGUUGUCGCUGGAGUGUGCGAAGCCCGAGCCUGAGCGUCCAGCCGAGGUGAGCACCUCUGAGUGGGCCGGAGCCCCCGACACCUGGCCUCCCAUAGACGCUUACACACACCCACGACAUAAGAUCGACGGCGAGAUGCCUUCCUCAACCGACACGCGCAACUAAACUAUGCAUUCUGGACCAUAGACACUUGCAAAUUUGGAUCACAAAAGAGUUACAUUAGACAGUUUUAUAUAUUAUUUAAAUUCUGCCUUUUAUCUAUGGUUGAGAAUGUUUUUCUAUUUGUCAAUAUUUAAUUGUUUUAAUGUUCGUUGAAUAAUUUCGUUUAUGAUAUAUUACUUACUAAUAUUAAAUUUAAAUGUAAUGUAUUAAUUAUUAUUAUUAAGUUAUUUUGUUUUAUAGAAUAACAUUCGAAUUAGGAGGACUCUACGCGUUCGCAUUGAUGUUUUUAUGGCUUAUAUUAAAUUAGAAAAAAAAAUAUUAAUAGGAAAAAAAAUAUUUGAAAACACGCAAAACCAUUUUUAAGUUAACACAUGUAUAAUAAUAUACUUCAUUAUGAUCAGAAAACAGUACAACUAUUUGUAGCGCAUUCAUCCUAUAAAAAAUAAUGGCACUUAUAUCACUUGUCUUCUAUAGGAUAUUGUAGGUAUUAUUUUAUAUUGUACAGUUAAACAGAAUAAACUAUUGGUUCACACGAAUUUUUUAAAAAUAGAAUUAUAUUAAAAUUACGUGAAAAUUUCAACGGACAAAUAUGAUUUUAGUGUAAAAAAAAACCACGUUGAAUUCUUAUUAAUUCGAUUUAAAGCGAGUCUAGAUGUUAGCUUUCAAUUAAUUCUUAGCGUAAGGCUAAUAACCAAAUUAUCGUCUGUUUGUUGUGAUUAUGCCAAAUAUAUAUAUAAUGUUAUAUAUGCUUAGUAAAUAGACUAUCAUUUUAUGUAGAUGCAAAUGUUACUUUCACAGCGGCUCCGUGUACAUAUUAGAGACAAUUUUGAAAUGUUCUGAAGCUAUUUCAUAAUAUUAUUUACGCGUAAAUUGUUAAACUUUAUUUGUGUAAAAAAAAAAAAUUUUUUUUGCUCGUAUUUCAUAAGCGUUUUUGAUGUUAAUUUAAUGAUUAUUCGUGUCAAAUACGAUGAUUGUAUUUAAAUCUCGAUGCACAGAAGUAACGAAUUAAGUUCCGCGUCCCUGUAGUGGCGGUUCCCAUCGUCAAACUUACAGUUUUAGAGGUUUUACCUCAAAAACUAUUUAUAAUAUAAUAUUGAUCAUGUUUUAUGAAUAAAAAUUUAAACUACUCUUGUUAAGUGUGACGAUGCAAAAUAAUAUUGAGGAUACUGAAAUCGACUUCCCCUUAACCCUAGAAAGUAAGCACGCAAGAAGUAAUGAAUACGCUAGGUGUAUCAAAUAAUAUUGUAAGUACCUAACUGUAUCUGUAUAUUAAAUAUUAUUUAAAUCUUAUAAAUGAAACGUCAAAUUAUUUAAAAUUCUUAUAAUAUAUUUCUCAAAUCUUUUACAAAAUAUCGCAAUAAAACCAUACAUAAAAUUCUCAAUCAAUAAUUUUAAUUUUGACGUGACAUUUGUUUUUUUUUUU
Molecule: messenger RNA, 3032 nt
Organism: Danaus plexippus (monarch butterfly)
Lineage: Eukaryota; Metazoa; Arthropoda; Insecta; Lepidoptera; Nymphalidae
Gene: tey
Product: protein Teyrha-meyrha
Exons: 8
Coding region: 581-1612 (343 amino acids)
Source: RefSeq, a predicted model, not a curated record